CCUCCACUUUCUGACUUCUGUGCUGCUAAAAUCUGAACUUCCACACAGCAGAGGUUUUCUCUGCAUUCAAUUCCACACAGUGGCAGGCUCCAGUUCCCUGCUAGAAAUCUCACUGGCAGGUAAAGGGAACAGGGGGCUGCAGCUCGCCUUGCCUGAGAAGUAGCUCUAGAGGCACUCUAGUACUAGCCUGGGAACCAAAGCUGACGUGCUGCCUUUCCGAAGUUAGUUACAGAGAGUGGGGACGUUGGAAAAUCUCUCCAGGCAGCACUAGCCCUUUGCUGCCCCUCCCCUUUACCCACACCCCUCUUGUGCUGUCUCGCUGGCAUUUUGUUUCUGCACUAGAAAAGGUGCAGAGCGCCAGAAGGGGGGGGGGGAACCUAGCAAGCCCUGGCAUGCACUUGGAUUUACUUAAGCUGCACUGAACUUGGCUUCCUUAGACUGAAAGGACAGCUGGGCACAUGUACUUCCUCCCAUGGUGGGAAAUUGGUUGAAGGGCUUAUUAGCACUGUUAAUCAUUUGAAUCUAUCAAGCAUUGGUGCUGUCACAAAGACAGCAUUCUGCUUUGCUGCCUGCUUAGAAGUGGCACUCCGAUUCUGUUUGGACAAUGCUCACUGUCAAGUGUUUGGGAUUUGUUUACUCCGGAUGGUAUCUAUGGGCAUCUUUGUUUCUGUCCUCCUUUAAAGUUUCCCAGCAGGGUGAAAACCAAAGGCGUCUGUACAGAGAACUGUUGAGGAACUACAAUCGCCUUGAACGCCCCGUAGUGAAUGAUUCCCAACCGCUUAUUGUUGAGCUACAACUUUCUUUGCUGCAGAUAAUCGAUGUGGAUGAGAAGAACCAGGUGCUGAUAACGAAUGCUUGGCUACAGAUGUACUGGAUUGACGUUUACUUGUCUUGGGAUCAGUACGCAUACCCAGGAGUCCAGAACUUACGAUUUCCCUCUGACCAGAUAUGGGUGCCAGACAUUCUUCUGUAUAACAGUGCGGAUGAAAGAUUUGAUGCCACGUUUCACACGAACGUGUUGGUGAAUUAUUCUGGAUCUUGUCAGUACAUUCCUCCAGGCAUUCUGAAGAGCACGUGUUACAUUGACGUCCGCUGGUUCCCUUUUGAUGUGCAAAAAUGCGAUUUGAAAUUUGGUUCAUGGACCCACAAUGGCUGGCUGCUUGACCUGCAGAUGCUUGAAGCAGAUUCCAAUUACAUAUCGAAUGGAGAAUGGGAUUUAGUGGGUGUCCCAGGGAAGAGGAACGAGCUGUACUACGAGUGCUGUAAAGAACCGUAUCCAGAUGUGACAUACACUGUAACCAUGCGCCGGCGCACCCUCUACUAUGGCUUGAACUUACUGAUUCCCUGUGUCCUUAUAUCUGGCUUGGCAUUGCUUGUUUUCCUAUUGCCUGCCUCGGGAGAGAAGAUCUCUUUAGGCAUCACUGUCCUGCUGUCCCUGACAGUGUUAUUGCUUGUGGCGGAGAUCAUGCCUGCCACCUCGGAUUCUGUCCCUCUAAUAGCUCAAUAUUUCGCUAGUAUCAUGGUCAUUGUUGGUGUCUCGGUGGUGGUAACGGUCCUGGUUCUUCAGUUUCAUCAUCAUGAUCCACAAGCGGGAAAAAUGCCCCACUGGGUCCGUGUUUUCCUGCUGAAUUGGUGUGCUUGGUUUUUAAGAUUGAAAAAGCCUGGAGAGAACAUAAGGCCCCUUUCUUGCAAAUACAACUAUCCCAAGCACCAUUCAAGCAUCAGUAGCGUUGAAAUGAAUGUGUUACCUGGAUACCAAUCUAGCAAUGGGAACGUGAUCUAUAGCUACCAUGCCAUGGAAAACCCAUGCUGCCCACAAAACAGUGACUCAGGUGGUAAGUGUGGAAAGGUCACUUGCGCCUCUACAGAAGAUAUUGAGCUAGUUCAAAAGAAAGCUAUAAUGGAUACUAUCCCAGUGAUUGUUAAAAUCCUGGAAGAAGUUCAGUUCAUUGCAAUGCGUUUCAGAAAACAAGAUGAGGGUGAAGAAGUUUGUAGUGAGUGGAAGUUUGCAGCAGCUGUCAUAGACAGAUUAUGCCUGGUUGCAUUUUCACUCUUUGCAAUUAUCUGUACGUUUACAAUACUGAUGUCUGCUCCAAAUUUUAUAGAAGCUGUUUCAAAGGAUUUUGCAUAAGGCUCUCAAAGAGGAGCACUCAGUACGAAAAAUGUCAUUUCAAAAUAAAAAAUGUCGCCAUUAACUUUGCUAAAUAAUGUAAUUUAAAUCUUACAUAGAAUGAAGGAGCUGAAAUUAGUUUUGAGAGCUGAUUAUCUUCAGUGUUAGUGAUUGUAAUGACUGAAUAAUAUAAAUACCGGACCCUGUUAUUUAUUUCUUAGAUUGUGUCUGCCUGUAAUGAUGUUAUGGUCUGUGACAAGUGGUAGGCAAGAAUUCAAAUCUUUGUUACAAGUAAGCACUAGUGUAUGUGUACUACUGAGAAAGCACUAGUGAACAAUUAGCUAUUGUUUAAUAAGUAAAAGCUAGAUUGAUAAGUCAUUCUGACUAACAUGUUCUUUAGUAUAUUGUCAUUUUCAAUAUCUUUAUCAUUCAGUAUCUUAUUAUAUUAUAUUAUAUAUUAUAUAUAUCUUAUUAUAUUAUUAUAUUAGUAUGGCUGUGACAUACAUUUCUCAUUUUUGACAACGUAUCACUCUGCACUGUUUAUACUGCAAUUAGCUAAACAAAUUACUGGUGUUCGCUUGUACUAUUGCUGUGAUUAUCUGAAACAUUUUUCCAAUCAAGAUGUUAACAGAAUGUAUUUUUGCUAAAACUUUACAGAAAUAUUUUUUUUAAAUGGAGGAAAUGUUGUUUGUUGAAAGGGAACAGAAAACUCAGUCAGCAUUCAGAGAACUGUACAGAUUCUCAAUGACACUGUUGUGUUGCUACUGUCGUCUAUGUGCUUAAUUUGAAUACAUCUUGAAUCACAACUGCCAAUCUAAUACCUGCUAAUCCCAAAAUUUUUCGGAGGAUUCCUGGCCCCAUCUAAGUCAGAUGUUAGAUGUCACGGUCUAGUCUUCUUUGUUGGGCUCUGUUGGUGUGAUCUACUUUCAAACUUGGCCAAUGUGGUCUUGUUUAAGGAAUUAUGUUGAUUAAAGACAACUUAUUUUUGUUUAGCUAAAGUUUAACAUGGAAGACUUUUGUCUUUACUUGUAACCAUGUUGCUGCUGUUAACUACUGUAGUGCUUAAAUAUCAAUAAACAAUAACUCUUAUG
This is a messenger RNA of Dermochelys coriacea (leatherback sea turtle), 3201 nucleotides long. RefSeq names its product neuronal acetylcholine receptor subunit alpha-7-like. Gene Ontology annotation, molecular function: acetylcholine-gated monoatomic cation-selective channel activity; transmembrane signaling receptor activity. Lineage: Eukaryota; Metazoa; Chordata; Testudines; Dermochelyidae. Gene Ontology annotation, cellular component: postsynaptic membrane; synapse; neuron projection. Gene Ontology annotation, biological process: chemical synaptic transmission; monoatomic ion transmembrane transport; signal transduction. The record is from RefSeq and is a predicted model, not a curated record.